AUUUAACUAAUCAACCUGAUUUCUAGCCAUGGGGUUCGAGAAAGUCAUUGUCGUCGACGGCAGGGGUCACCUUAUCGGAAGGCUUGCUAGUGUCAUUGCCAAACAGCUCCUUGAUGGCCAGAGGGUCGUUGUUGUCAGAUGCGAGUUGCUGAACGUUUCUGGAUCUUUUUACCGAAACAAGCUGAAGUACUUCGCCUUCUUGAGGAAGAGGAUGAACAGUAACCCAUGCCGCGGACCUUUCCAUUUCAGAGCCCCCAGCAAGAUCUUGUGGAGGACCAUCAGAGGCAUGAUCCCUCACAAAACCCAACGUGGAAUGGAGGCUCUUAACAGACUGAAGGUAUUCGAAGGAAUCCCAGCUCCUUAUGACAAGACCAAGAGGAUGGUUAUCCCCUCAGCUCUGCGAGUCCUCAGGUUGAAACCCGGCCGAAGGUACGCGUCUGUCGGCAGAAUAUCUCGUGAAGUCGGAUGGAAAUACGGUGAUGUUGUCGACAAACUGGAGGUUAAGCGAAAGGAAAAGUCCGCUGUUUAUUUCGAGGCUAAGAAGAAACUGAAUGCGUUGAAAGCUAAGGCUGAAGCUGGAGCAUAAUCUGAUUUUUUAGAAUCUUUUUAUUUAUUGAACAAA
Molecule: messenger RNA, 622 nt
Organism: Bolinopsis microptera
Lineage: Eukaryota; Metazoa; Ctenophora; Tentaculata; Lobata; Bolinopsidae
Product: large ribosomal subunit protein uL13-like
Exons: 3
Coding region: 29-586 (185 amino acids)
Biological process (GO): negative regulation of translation; translation
Cellular component (GO): ribosome; cytosolic large ribosomal subunit
Molecular function (GO): mRNA binding; structural constituent of ribosome
Source: RefSeq, a predicted model, not a curated record